AUGAUGUAUAUACACGCUUGCUUCUUCAUUCCUACUUGUUACUACUCCCCGUUUCGUUCUUCUCAUCCUAUUCCUCAUUUUCCACCAGUUUCACUGGCUCACCCUUCCACUUUCUCUCUCUCUCUCUCUCCCUCCGUCACUGUCUCAUUCAAGACAAUAUUUUUUGAUUCCGAUGUUUACAAUCUAUCUCUAUCUAUCUAUCUAUCUAUCUAUCUAUCUAUCUAUCUAUCUAUGAGGUUGAAAAGGGCGAUUUUCUUUCUUUCUUUCUUUCUUUCUUUCUUUCUUUCUUUCUUUCUUUCUUUCGCAUUUAUUUUUCUUAUUUUUCAUAAUUCUUAUUUUGUUCUUUUUAGAGUCUUACUCUUGGAUAUGCGUGUAGUAAUUUUCACUGAUAUUCUUUCUCUCUAUCUAUCUAUCUAUCUAUCUAUCUAUCUAUCUACCAGGCUCGAGUUGAAUGCAGAAGAAGAGUCCCCAGUUGUUGGUCCCAUCAUCCUAUUCUCCCCCUUUCUUCGACGGGAGAGUUUUUUUCACGUUGGUAAAAUAAACUGGAACAACUCUACGUUAACCGAUUAUUCUUCCAACGAACGCUUCCACGAUACACUUCUUCAUAUCCCGUCGAUUUUGAACAUCUACUGCAACAUAGUUUUAUACACUUCAUGUACACGACUCAACAGUCGACAGCUGGAAAUGUAUCUAUAUAUUUUGGGUGCGUUCUAA
Molecule: messenger RNA, 714 nt
Organism: Acanthosepion pharaonis
Lineage: Eukaryota; Metazoa; Mollusca; Cephalopoda; Sepiida; Sepiidae
Source: the annotation of a GenBank genome assembly